Messenger RNA from Peromyscus leucopus (white-footed mouse), 948 nucleotides. RefSeq names its product olfactory receptor 52B4-like. Gene Ontology annotation, biological process: G protein-coupled receptor signaling pathway. NCBI's taxonomy places the organism in Eukaryota, Metazoa, Chordata, Mammalia, Rodentia, Cricetidae. Gene Ontology annotation, molecular function: G protein-coupled receptor activity; olfactory receptor activity. The record is from RefSeq and is a predicted model, not a curated record. Gene Ontology annotation, cellular component: membrane.
AUGGCAACUUUUAACUACACAGGAACCAGUCAUUCACUCUUUAUUCUGCUGGGCAUCCCUGGCCUGGAAGACCAACACACAUGGAUCUCUCUCCCCUUCUUCAUUUCCUACCUGGUUGCACUCUUUGGAAACAGCAUUCUUAUCCUUGUCAUCAUCACCGAACGCAGCCUCCAUGAACCCAUGUACCUCUUCCUCUGCAUGCUGGCUGUGGCUGACCUCAUCCUGUCUACUACCACUGUACCCAAGGCUCUGGCCAUAUUCUGGUUUCACGCUGGAGCGAUUUCCCUUGAUGGAUGCGUCACUCAAAUCUUCUUCAUCCAUGCCACCUUCAGCGAAUCGGGGAUUCUGUUGUCCAUGGCGUUCGACCGCUAUGUGGCCAUCUGUGACCCACUGCACUACAGCACAGUGCUCAGUCACAUGGCGAUCAUUAGGAUUGGCUUGGCUGUGGUCCUGAGAAGCUUCUGUGUGAUUCUCCCAGAUGUGUUCCUGGUGAAACGGCUGCCUUUCUGCCGCAGCAACGUGCUGCCGCACACCUACUGUGAGCACAUGGCUGUUGCUAAAUUUGCCUGCGCUGAUAUUCGUGUCAAUGUUUGGUAUGGCUUGUCUGUCCUCCUCUCCACUGUAGUGCUCGAUGCCUUGCUCAUCUUGGUCUCCUACAGUCUCAUUCUUUACGCAGUCUUCCGCCUUCCCUCCAGAGGAGCCCGGCAGAAGGCGCUGGGCACAUGUGGGUCCCACCUUGGUGUCAUUUCCAUGUUUUACCUGCCUGGCAUUUUUACCAUAAUUACCCAGAGGUUUGGGCACCACGUUCCUCUCCAUACCCACAUUCUACUGGCCAACGUCUGCAUGUUGGCCCCUCCCAUGCUGAAUCCCAUCAUCUAUGGGAUCAAAACCAGGCAGAUUCGUGAGCGUGUGCUUAGUACUUUGGCUUCACAGUGGAAACUCUGCUAA